AUGGAUUUAAACAACAUUGGUGAGGCAGAGGAUAGGAUUAGCGAAUUACCCGACUCACUUCUUCAUCGUAUCCUCUCUUUUCUUGAUAACAAGGAGGUUGCUUGUACUUCUGUUCUAUCUAAAAGAUGGAGUCACAUUUGGACCUCUAUCCCCACUCUUGUUUUCCCCAACUUGUAUCAUAAAUCCGAAAUCAAUAAGUUCAUGGAUUUUGUGGAUAGAACAUUGCGUCUUCGUGAUGCAUCAUCAAAUAUUCAGAAGAUCCAUAUUUACAUGAAACAGCACUUCAAUGCAUCUAGGGUUCACUCAUGGAUCUCUAAUAUAACAGGGCGUAAUGUUGAAAAGCUUGAUCUCUGGUUAAAUCAAAGGGAACCUUUUCUUAUUCCUUCGUCUCUUUUUACAUGUGAAUCAUUGAUUACGUUUGAGCUGAUUGCAUACUUUAUCCCUUUAUCUAUUCCUAAAAGUUUCUCUUUACCAAAACUCAAGAGCCUUACACUUUGUGGAUUCCAUUUUAUUGAUGAUUGCUGGAAUCAGCAACACAUAUCUAAUUGCCCUGUCCUUGAAAAUUUGAUUUUGGAUUUGAAUUGGUUUGGUGUGAGGAAUUUUUGCAUCUCAACUCCUGUACUGAAGUACCUUGAAAUUGAUCACGGUGUCAUAGAGGAUGAUGAUGGUUUACAAAACUGUGUCCUCAAAAUUAAUGCCCCAAAUCUAGCGUCACUUACCUAUCGUGGUUGUGUGGCAAAGGAGUAUGUUCUUUCCAGCUUUCAGUCACUAGAAUCUGCAGAAGUUUGGCUGUGA
This is a messenger RNA of Papaver somniferum (opium poppy), 795 nucleotides long. RefSeq names its product F-box/LRR-repeat protein At4g14103-like. The coding region runs from base 1 to 795 and encodes 264 amino acids. Lineage: Eukaryota; Viridiplantae; Streptophyta; Magnoliopsida; Ranunculales; Papaveraceae. The transcript has a single exon. The record is from RefSeq and is a predicted model, not a curated record. Gene Ontology annotation, molecular function: protein binding.